ACCAAUUGAUUGGGAAAGCUCGAUAUCGAAUUCAGAGUUGGGCAUAUAUUAUUUAAGACUCCUCCUGUUACUAAAAAGGAGCCUUAAAUUCUUUUAGACAUACGCAGAAUUAGCCCGACAUAUAUUUGGAGGCACUGCUGAGAUCGAGAUUAUUUUCUCAUAUUGGUACAAAUAGUGAAAAACCAUUCCAAUACUUCUGUCAAGCUAAUUUUUUUUUUAAUUAAUUAAUUGAGACCAUGAGUGUUGCAAGCAGUGAGAAUGGGAAUACCCCAGAGCAAAUGAUCCACAGAAUUGUUGAAUUCAUAUAUACACGGGUAAAAUUUGAUAUAGGGAUGGAUGUUUGGAUUAAUGAUUUGAAGAGAAAUGCUAGAGCAGACCUUAAUGAUAUCUGGGCAACAGACGGCCUGGUUGAACGCUAUUUAACAUGUAUGAACUUAGCCUCUAACAGUUCAGACAAAGAGAAAAAAUUAAUAUGUGCUCUACCUCCUGUUUUAUAUGCAUUAAUGGAGGUAGAUACCCUAUCAAAAGCUAGAAAAGAAAAUGUAGAAAAAUUGAUGUCUCAGUUACAUGAGAUAGAAUCAGAUAUCCAACAUAUGAAAUCUGAUAAAAACCAAUUAGAGAUAGAUAUCUCAAACAAGGAAGCUUUUAUUAGGGAUUUAGAAACUGAUGCUGAACGUAGUCGCAUAGCAUACUGUAAGCUCAGAAAGGAUUUCGAAGAAUUACGGCAACAGUACAUUAAAAGUCAACAGUCAGGUGUAUAUGGUGUGGAGAGAUCUCCUGAUCCUCCAAUAAUCACUCCCCAAUAUAAAAAUUGGGCACCAUAUAUUUCUAGAGCCAAACCAAUUGAUAAUGUUGAUUCAGAGGCACAAGAUGUUUUGGGCCGGUUGGCUGAAGCUUGCCAAGCUGUGACCACCGUUAUAGGUAAUCACAGAACAAGGGUCCUUAGAGAUUCUUCUUCAGACACGUCCCCAGAGAGGAAUGUGAGGAAUGUGCGAAAUCAAACACCUAUGUCAAAUGUAUCCCAUAGAAGUAGUGUUUCCAAUACUGAUGCAAGUGAAGUUGAGAGUGAUGAGAGAGCAUGGGGAUCCGGUCCUUUCCCAAACAGGGGGAAGAAUACCCAUAAGAGGGGUUCAAAAGGGAAAAAUCCCCAAUCUCCUAAAGAAAAACAAAAUUCUGCCAGCAUAAUUAAAUUUUUGAAUACUGCUAUACCAAAAUUUUCUAAGAAAGGUUCUUCCCAAAUUGCAAACCACUUAGAACUAUAUGAAUCUACUAUGGAUUCAUUAAAAUUAUCUGAGGCAGACAAAAUCAGGUUUCUUCCAUGGGCCUUUGAUGACAGAUACCGUCAUUACUUUUCCUCCUUUAAAGAGAGAGGAAUCACCAAAUGGCAGUCAGUCCUACAUGAAAUUAAAUCAGAAUUUGGGCCCUAUCGAACUACCACUGCCGCAAAGAGAGAAAUUUAUAAACUCACAUGUAGAUCUAAUCAAAGCCCUCGAGAAUUUCUCUCUGUACUUAAAAAUGCCUAUGGUUUAGCUUACAGAAACCCCGAUUGGGAAUCUGUGGAAUUUAAACAGGUAUUCUAUGAGGCCUUACCAACCCAAAUCAAAUUAAGUCUAGCUCAUGAUCUGGAUUUUGAAAACCCUCUAGAAAGACUGGUAACAUCAGCAACUUUGCUGUUUAACAUUAGUGAGGGCCAAAACUUAAAUGAUAGGAAAUUUAAAAAAUUCCCAGAGCACAAUGUUGAUGAGUCCGGGGUAAAACCUCAUUUAAAGUUUGAGUCCCAGCCAAAGAAAAUACCUUUAGCCAAUGGACCUAAUCAACAAAACCAAAAACAACUAAAUACCAGAAACACUAAACCUCAAAUUGCCAAGGGGUCAGAAGGAAAUAGUUCAGGUUCUGGAAGCCAAGAUUACCGUCCUCGUUUCAACCAAGGUUACCAAGGAUACCGAGGUAACCAAAGAUAUGGGGGUUACCAAGGAUACCGAGGUAACCAAAGAUAUGGGGGUUACCAAGGAUACCGGGAUCCCCAGGGAUACAGACGUUGGAACAAUAGGCCCAGGCAGCAAUGGAGAAAAGGGCAGGAAUCACCAGAUUCACCCAGGGGUAAAUCACCCACAGGGAACCAAAAUGGUCCACGGAAUCAAAACCCAGGUAGACCUAGCAGAUUUGAUCAGCUUGCAGAUCAGGUUUCCAAGUUAACUGACAUUGUAAGUAAAUUAUCUCAAGUUUCUGCAGGAAAACAACCUGAAGUUUUUUUAGAGGAAAAAGCGGGGCCAAGCUCCGCCAAAUAAAGGAAGCAGAACCAAAUUGCUAUAUAGAAAUGGACAGGAAAGAAUUAAAUACAGUCAAUGAUCAUGUUUUGCAUUGCCCCGACCCUGAAUUCAGGGCCGGGAAGGGAAAAUCUAAUAUUUCAUCUGUUUUACAGCCUAAUAAGGACAAUUCUUAUAAUCCGGUGUUAUUUGAACCAGUGUGUGAAGUACCUUCGGUUCAGUCUGUUCCAUUAAUAGAAUCCAUAGGAACACAAAUGCCCUGCAGGCAGAACAAGGAGGAGCAAUCUCCAAAUAUCCUGACGCUGCAGAGAGAUCACUUUUUAAAUCAACAGAUGAUAAAACACUCCAAUUUCCUCUGUAAUCUCUUACAGUUAGAUGGCCGGUAUUUUAUAGAUAUUUGUCUCCCGGAUGGAUGUGUCGGACCAAUCCAAGGUUUAUUGGAUACUUGGAUCUCAGGUCACUAUUUUGUCUUUCAGCUAUUUCCAACAGAUCUUAGAGUCCUCAAAGAAUAAACCGAGAUUGACGGUAUUUGAUGGAUCUCUGGUAAGUGUAGGUGGUGAUAGUCUACAAGUGAAAGGCAAGUCCUGGCUGACAUAUAAGAUUGGUAAAAAGACCAUUAGACAUCCAACAUUGAUUGUAGAUCUUCCAUAUGAUCGGCUGAUCAUUGGAAUUGAUCUGCUCAAAAGGUUAAGAUCCAUAAUUGACUUUAUUAAUGAAGCAAUAUGGACUCAGGUAAAAACCCCAAUCUCUUUUGAACGUUCCCACAAUGCAAAACCGCAAAAUAGUUGCCAUAUGAUUGAAGAAAGACCUAAUUCUGUCGAAAUCCAUUUCCGGAACAGUCAGGUACCAGAUGUCUCAAUCCUAAAAAACGGUAAACCUGAAGAGAGUAUUAAUACUUCCUUCCACAUCAUUAAUAUCCAAAAGGACAAAAUUGAAAAAAUAAUCCUAGAGGAUGAUGUGUUAACCAUUUCUCUUAAAGGGGGAAAUCGGGAAGUAGCAGGCAUAACCAGACAUAUCCAAUCAUUGGUUAAAAUCGAGAAGACCAAUGAUACUAUGCUGGUUCCCGUACAGGUAAAUAAUAUUGCCCGGGUGAAAUAUGCCAAGCUGGAUCUCAAGUCCGAAGUCAGCUAUAUAAGUUUAGGACUUCUAAAGCAGGUUACAAAUCCUCAGAUGAUUAAAUUUUCUUCCUUACAGGAAUGGGUUUAUGACCUGGAUAAAGAUGACCAGAGUCAAAAUGUGAUUGCAAAAUGCAUUUUAUCUAUCUCCCUAGGAAACAAAUCUGCGGAACACGUUUUCAAUGUGUUAAAGGAACCACAAUAUCAAAUAUAUUUAGGAAAUGACAUUAUACAUCGAUUUGCCAUACAGGUUGAUUUGAUCAAUAAUGUUUUGUGGUCCAGACUAUCAGGGAAUCCAGAGGAAUUCCAGGAUAAAGAACAAGCCUUGAGAUGGGGACAACGAAUACCCUAUGCAGUGGAUAUCUUAGUCGCCGGAAAGGUAAAAGUCCCUGGGGGAUGUAAAUCAUUUCUUUUACCCAUUCGAGUAAAGAAAGGGCAAAAGCUGAGGAAUCCAGAUGCAUUAAUUUGCUUAUCCAAUCGAAUGCAACAAUUUGGAUUGAAGGUAAAACCGAAUCCUAUAAUAAAUAUUCAUCAGGAUCCAUUAUAUAUGGUUAUCGAUAACAUGAGUCCUUAUAACAUUAUGUUACAAGAGGACACAAUGAUUGGCCUAGCCAUCGAUUCAGAAUAUUAUACUUUUGGGUUCCAAAAUGAUAUAAUUGGAUUAAUACCUGACGAAUAUCUAACAGAAGAACAAAUGGUGGAUCAACAUUGCUUUUCAACACCUGAGGGAUUGUUCAGUAUUCAUUCUGUUUAUCCUUUCAAUCCUGAGGAUGGUACAUGUUAAGUUGAGGAGACAUCAUUGAUCUUUAACCAUGAAAUCGAGAAAGGUGAGUAUGAGUCAUUCCAACAGGGGAAAGAUCAGAUAUAUCACACCCCAGAUGACCUGACCAGCAAGCUUGAAGAAGCUUAUGAGGUAAAUCAACCUGAAAUUUUCCCAGAAUUUCAAGAGCGGGUGGAAGAGCAACUCUCUAUAGCUGAUGCAUGUUCUGAUGAAUCAGAACGACAACAGCUAAAAGAACUAUUUUGGGAAUUCCAGGAUAUGUUUGCCAAGGAUUCUUAUGACUGCGGGGAAACUAACCUACAUGUUACAAGAAUCCAGACCGAUCCAGAUGCACCCCCUGUAUUUAUUAAACAAUACCGACUUCCGUUAGCGGCUUAUGAGUCACUCUCGGAAAUCGUUAAAAAUCUGGAGAAGAAGGGUAUCAUCCGCCCAGUACAUAGUUCUUUUAAUCAUCCAAUACUUGGAGUCCUUAAACCCAAUGGUCAGUUUCGUCUUUGCUCAGACUUGAGACAGUUGAACAAACAAGUCUACAUGUCUGGUUGGCCUGUACCAUACAUUGACCAAUGCUUGGCACAAAUCCAAGGGUCUAAAAUUUUUACCGCCCUUGAUUGUGCACAAGGAUAUUGGACAAUUAAAAUAGAUGAAAGGGAUCAAUAUAAACUAGCCUUUACAUUUGGAAAGCAACAAUAUGCAUGGACCUGAUUACCUUUCGGAUACAUUAAUGCAGGCCAUGAGUUUGCUGUAUUCAUGCACAAAGCCAUGCCUGAUGCUGCUGAACGAGGUACAUUAUCAUAUGUGGAUGACAUAUUGAUAAAAAAUACAACUUUUGAAGAACAUAUUGCAGAAUUGAGAUAUGUAUUAAAUCAACUAAAGAAGGCAGGUGUUAAACUUUCUUUACAGAAGGCUCAAUGGUGCCGAUCUAAGGUAAAUUUCCUUGGACAUGAAAUUACUGCCGAAGGAAUCAAUCCACAG
This is a messenger RNA of Xenopus tropicalis (tropical clawed frog), 5135 nucleotides long. RefSeq lists its product as uncharacterized. Lineage: Eukaryota; Metazoa; Chordata; Amphibia; Anura; Pipidae. Bases 237 to 2288 code for a protein of 683 amino acids. The record is from RefSeq and is a predicted model, not a curated record. The transcript has a single exon.